AUGGUCCACUUCGCAUACAGCCAUAUAGCUUUCGUCACUCUGUUGACAUUUGCAACUGUAAAAGCAGAUCAACCGUGGAGUAAACAGCGCAUCACAGAUAUGCUUUCUAUUACCAACAACAAUAUACACGGAGUCAAGCCGGUGCUGGAUGAUGCAGAAAAGGCAGUACAAAUUCUUAAAGACAAGAUUCUCAGUCAAAAUGCAAGCUUACAAGGAGAUUUAGAAAAGUAUAUGAACUGCCUGAGAACUGCAUACAAAUACAUUUGGGGACAGGAAGCAAUAAACAGGAUUGCAGUCCGUCUAGCCAGAACAGGUCAAUCAAUGUACGAAGACACGGUGGAGUGUUGCCAAAAAAUAACUUUAGAAUAUUAUUAUAAGACGGAGGAGUUUCCUAUAGAAAAUUGUUUCAAAAAUAUGCCUUCAGCGCCCCAUGAAGAUCUGCAUCAAAUGAAUUUGUUAACCCGAACACUAUUCGAUCACAAGCACUGGGUUAGCAUUGAAGUUUUUUUCAAGCAUCUAUACGAAACCCAAUUGAAGGAGUUGGCAGGCUAUUGAAGAGAAGUACCAGGAUGAAUAUCCAAGUUGGCGUAACACUGGAUACAUGCAGAUUGUAAACGUUUUCGUAAAUAAUUGUUUCAUUUCCAAUUAAAUAAAUUAAAUAAAUCACUUAUGUGCUACACCA
Messenger RNA from Trichobilharzia szidati, 682 nucleotides. Lineage: Eukaryota; Metazoa; Platyhelminthes; Trematoda; Strigeidida; Schistosomatidae. The record is from the annotation of a GenBank genome assembly.